Saccostrea cuccullata (small rock oyster) is the source of this 2542-nucleotide messenger RNA. RefSeq lists its product as uncharacterized. Bases 11 to 2542 code for a protein of 843 amino acids. The transcript has 5 exons. The record is from RefSeq and is a predicted model, not a curated record. NCBI's taxonomy places the organism in Eukaryota, Metazoa, Mollusca, Bivalvia, Ostreida, Ostreidae.
GUGUUUGCAUAUGUAUUAUUUAAUAGGAAAGAGAACAAUGCCAAAGACAGUGUACAACAUUGUUUUGAAUCUUCUGAAGCAGAAAGGAGUUGGCUUUACAUCUGUGCAGGUGGGGAGUACUGGCGUGUAUAUUACAAAGACACUCACCAAUGUUCUUUGGUACUUGGAUCCACACAUUGAAAAGUUCAAUGCCAAAUGUAUUCACUUCGGAGAUGAUAUCAACAAAUUUAGAGGAUAUAAUGAUUGGAGACAUCAAAAAAAGAAAGAACCGAAGGUGACAUCCUCAGAUUUGCAUGAAAAAAUCUCGGAACUUCUUACCAUGAUGGGACAUCCAUUCUUUUUGAGUAAAGAAUCAAAGAAACUACUUGAUAUAUGUAAUACGCUAGUCUCUGGAAUGAAAAAAUAUUUGGAUUUUUUGAGUGAGCAAAAGGAAAGAACUGCUUUUAAUCACCAAAAGCCAGAACCUGUUAGAGGAUUGAAUGACAAGUGGUCUCUAAGAAAACCAGAUACUUCUCAAGGUGUCAAUAAAAACUAUUUGAAAUUGCAUGAGUCACUUUUGGAACGUGAACCAUUUGAUCCAUUGUUUUUGUAUGAUAUCCUACCUGAAGAUAAAUUUGACAGGCGGAAAUGGAUUGUAAACCUAACUUUGCCUUAUUCUGUGAAACUCUACACGCACAGGUUUGGAAAUUAUCUUGGGAAUUUUCAUUUUGUCUGGAAAAUUGAAGAUAAUGAUGCAAAUGGUGAUCUAGAGGCCAUAUCAAGCAUAAAGGAAAACUUGCCUGUUUAUGCAACAAGGGCUAUGAGAAAUGAGUUUAUUAACCGUUAUUCAAAAACUGGGACUAAGCCUGCUAUCUUACGAGAUAUGUACAGAUUCCUGACACGUGAUGCAAGUGCAGCAGCAUCAAGUGAUGAAAGAGCAGUUGAUGAUAGAGUUUUGGAGUUCCUUUUACAAGCCGAUGCACCAGAAAUGUUUUAUGACUUGAGAAAAAAUAAUGGCAGACCCAAAGACACAUCAUUGGACCUAUUUUGGAAUGCCCUGGAUUCGUAUUUAGAGGAGAAAUCUGUUGUUCAGGAGAGACGUCAAUCUGAUAAAAUGUACAUGCCUUUAGCCAUUAGUUGCCAGGACUUGAUAGAAAUUAUAGCUGCAAGACUGCCUGCAGGAUCAAAUUUACCAUCCCGAUCAUGGUUAAGCCUGAAUUUUUGGCCAUCCAAUGCUUUUGUGCGAUCAGCAGUAUGCUACACAGGCCGCUUUAAAGUCAAGAAUGCAGUACAACAAAGACUUACCAGAGCCACACAUCCCGAUUCCUCUUAUGCCUUCAAUUUUUUUUCCAUGUUGAAGGAAUUGGCCGUGAAUUUAGGUACAGACUGUGCCUUAAUAUGCCUAGAUGACAAGUCUAUUGUGCCAAUAGGUGAACUUGGUUCACCGACAUCAACAGGUGUUAGAGCUCAUAACAAAUCUUUGAUACCAGAGGGAGCCAAAUUGUCAGCCCUAGACCAUGACUUCCAUAUUCAUGGUGCAGUGCCCUCAGUACUUCUGGAUGUUGAGCUACCAAAGUGCAAAGAUGACAGCUUUUAUAAUGGUGUUCUUCACGUAACUGUAAAGGACAAGGUUUUCACACCAUCGAGUCCAAUACGCCAUGCAGCUGAAAGUAUAUCUAUUUUUAGAAAUAGCAGAAGUUCUGAUGGACUAUUCCUGGACUGUCCUAUUCUCUUCAUUUACACCGAUGGUGGUCCAGAUCACAGAACAACAUUCUGGAGCGUAAAACUUGCGCACAUUGCAACAUUUAUCGCGCUGGACUUGGAUCUGCUCAUUGCAGCAAGGACUGCACCAUUUCAUAGCUACUAUAAUCCAGCUGAGCGUUGCAUGAGUUUGUUGAAUUUGGCCCUUCAGAAUGUAUCCUUGCAAAGGAAUUCCAUGGAUGUCAACUUUGAAUAUAUUGUCAAACCUGCAUCAAGUUUGAAAAAGCUGAGGGAUCUUUCUGAGAGACAACCGAAUGUCAAAACAGCUCUUGAAGAAUCACUAGAGCCCACUCUAUCUUUAUUGAAACACAGAUUUUCUAAGCUGAAGUUGCACAACAGAAAUGUAGUAGUACAUGAUGCAGCAACCUUUGAAGAAAUCAAGAAUCUAAGUGAUGUCCUAGACUUGUUUAAAGAUACAGAAGAUUCUUGCAGUGUGAUAGAGUGUAACGAGAAAAAUGCUCCAAAGAAGUUGAAGGACUUCAUUGACAAACAUUGUCGAGCACGGCAAUAUUCAUUCCAGAUAAAAAAGUGUACUGCUCAGUGCUGGUAUUGCACCCUGAAUCCAAAGAGGCUUCCUGGUGAUAACCCCCUUCAUUGGUUACCGGAUCCCACCAAAGGUCCUGAUGGCACAUACCAAUCUCUUGAGGAUCUCAUGGACACAGAGACCACAGACAAGGAUUGUCCUGGAUUAAGCCUUAAAGGAACUACUACUGACAAUGACAAGAAGGAAAGUUCGCAGCUUCAUCAUCUGCUGCCUUUGUGGGAAGCGGAGAGUGGUGUACUCGAAGGAACGGCUCAGUAG